UCAAACGGCCAUCAGAAGAUGACGAGCAGGCGAGCGGACAGACCGCGAUCAUGAGCUGCUCUCUUCGCGCAGACACAGCCGCGACACGUUCAGCGCGUUUGGCCCGGAUCUGACGCAUCGCCCCCCCGCAGCAGCCUCUUAUGGACGCCGAGCGGAGCGGAGCCGCGGUGAGCUGCUGAAGCAGGGGAACUUCUUCUCAGCGCCUGACCGUCUUCCCCCUCGUUCCGCCGCACACAGCAGCCUCGCCCUCUCUCCCCAUGAAAAACACUCUCUGGAGCGGCGCGAUGAUGUCGAGCAAAAGCGCGGAGUGGCUGCAGGACGAGCUGCAGUCCGGCGGCGGAUCGCUGCUGCUGCUCGACUGCCGCUCGCACGAGCUCUUCGAGUCCUCGCACAUCGAGUCCGCCAUCAACCUGGCCAUCCCGGGACUCAUGCUGCGGAGGCUGAAGAAGGGCAACCUGCCCAUCCGCUCCAUCAUCCCCAACAACGAGGACAAGGAGAAGUUCGCCCGGCGCUGUAAGACGGACACGGUGCUGCUGUACGACGAGGCGACGGCGGACUGGCAGGAGAGCGGAGCGGGCUCGGUGCUCGGGCUCCUCAUGCACAAGCUGCGGGACGACGGCUGCAGAGCCUUCUACCUGGAAGGAGGGUUUAACAAGUUUCAGACUGAGUAUCCAGAGCACUGCGAGACGAGUCUGGACUGCUCCUGUCCGAGCAGCUCUCCGCCCGCGUCCGUCCUGGGGCUCGGGGGUCUGCGGAUCAGCUCGGACUGCUCCGACGGCGAGUCGGACCGGGAACCGGGCAGCGCCACCGAGUCCGAGGGCAGCCCGCUGCCCAGUAACCAGCCAGCGUUCCCAGUCCAGAUCCUGCCCUAUCUGUACCUGGGCUGUGCCAAAGACUCCACCAACCUGGACAUCCUGGGCAAGUACAACAUCAAGUACAUCCUGAACGUGACCCCCAACCUGCCCAACAUGUUCGAGCACGACGGGGACUUCAAGUACAAGCAGAUCCCCAUCUCGGAUCACUGGAGCCAGAACCUGUCUCAGUUCUUCCCUGAAGCCAUUUCUUUCAUCGAUGAAGCUCGUUCCAAAAAUUGCGGCAUCUUGGUGCACUGCCUAGCGGGCAUCAGUCGCUCGGUCACCGUCACGGUGGCGUACCUGAUGCAGAAGCUCAACCUGUCGCUCAACGACGCCUACGACUUCGUCAAGCGCAAGAAGUCCAACAUCUCGCCCAACUUCAACUUCAUGGGGCAGCUUUUGGACUUCGAGAGGACACUGGGGCUCAACAGCCCCUGCGACAACCGCUCGACCCCCAACGACCAGCUCUUCUUCACCACGCCCACCAAUCACAACAUGUUCCAGCUGGACACGCUGGAGUCCACAUGAAGGCCAGCAGAGGAAGCUGGGUGGGAGCAGCCACCCUUUGAAUGUUUGUCUCCCGUCUCCAGGGGAGCUUUAGACCUGGAGGACAGGCCAGCAGCCGCGGCGAGGGGAGGACGGAGGGUGGUUAAGCACACGGGCCCCUCUCAAGCCCUCCGGUGGAUUUAAAUGCAGCUUUUCUUGCCUUUAUGGAACAGACUGUUCUUUUUUUGAUACACGAGAAGAAUCGCGAGACUUUUGCACAGCGCUUCGCUCCCAGAGAACGAAGCGUUGACUGCCGUGCCAUGCCCUCAGCCUCCCGUCUCGAAGGGUGCCCUCAUACCGUCUGGGAUUUAGCUUUUCCGACCGGAGGAGAAUGUAGGCUUGGAUUGGUUCUUUUCUCAGAGCAGAGACCGAAGUGGCAUCACGGAGGUGCUCUACGUAUUCAGUACAUGCAGUCUGUCUGUUUCUCUAUCUUUUCUAUGUUUCCUCACACGGACAAAACACGCAGAACCAUGUGUUGGUAACCAAACCCACACAAACAUAGUGAGCCCUCCCCCUCUUUAUUUUCUCUCUCUCUCUCCCGCGUUUGCAAUGACCUAAUGCGUUUUGCACAGUGGCAAAGCCUUUCUCUUCUUGGCACUUAAAAGCGGUACUCCAACACACACAGAAAGAGACAUUCAGAGGUCCCGCGGAGCUGCCAGUCCUAGGCUGCGACGAGGCCGCGCAGCUGCGUGGGGCGCUCGGGACGACGCGUGCACUUAAAGCUCAUUGUUCCUUAACUGCAAACGACAGAUCGGCGUUUGUGUCCUAGCCACGAGUCCCGACUUCCGGGCUCGCUCACCUUCUGGCCUUGCCGAUUCUCGUUACAGUAUGAAUAUAUUGUAUUAAAUUCUACGUAAGAGUAUAUCUGUUCACUCGACGUAUUUGAGCAUGCGAUCCUCUGCAGGCGCGGCACGUCACCGAAUGUUGAGGACUGUUUUUUUAACUACUCUUGCUGCUCCCGGGCAGCAGACAGUGUGUAGCGAGGGCGUUCCUGACCACGGGAACGAGCGACUGGACCCGAGCGGACGAGUGCUUGAGUUAACAGGGUUGCUUUAAGCUGGCCUUAUAUAACCUUUUUAAUUCUUUCCUACUCUGACUGUUCAAUACUCUCUUUGUAUCUCACUUUAAAAAUCGUUGUAUUACGAAGACGUUUGUUCAUUUUUAAAGAAACCGAUGUGUAGUAGUAAUAAUAGACGACUAAUGUUCUUUAACGGGUCAGUCAAGGUUGUAUUUGUUACUCUGCAAUAUACUCAACAACACUUUGCAGUAUUUUCUAGAAAAUGGCCUCGGGUUUUUGACUCCUCUACUUUUGAUACUAGAGAUCCACAGAGAUAGAGCUUGAAACGGAGGCAGAUUUUCGCCCGGGGUGUCCGGAGCGCGUCUGGGUGCUGGGUUUCAUCCGAUUUGGUUUGUGCCACAGAUGUCCUUAAUAUACAAUAUAUGUGCUAUAUACUGAUUCCUGUGGCCUUUUCAUGUCUC
Molecule: messenger RNA, 2879 nt
Organism: Cyprinus carpio (common carp)
Lineage: Eukaryota; Metazoa; Chordata; Actinopteri; Cypriniformes; Cyprinidae
Product: dual specificity protein phosphatase 7
Biological process (GO): negative regulation of MAPK cascade; protein dephosphorylation
Cellular component (GO): cytosol; cytoplasm
Molecular function (GO): protein tyrosine/threonine phosphatase activity; MAP kinase tyrosine/serine/threonine phosphatase activity
Source: RefSeq, a predicted model, not a curated record